This is a messenger RNA of Pseudomassariella vexata, 4242 nucleotides long. RefSeq lists its product as uncharacterized. The transcript is spliced from 10 exons. Gene Ontology annotation, molecular function: protein binding. Lineage: Eukaryota; Fungi; Ascomycota; Sordariomycetes; Amphisphaeriales; Pseudomassariaceae. The coding region runs from base 1 to 4242 and encodes 1413 amino acids. The record is from RefSeq and is a predicted model, not a curated record.
AUGUUAAGAAAAAUUUCCGCUCUUAGGAAAAAGGGCAGCAAUGAUGAUCGCCGGCCACAGGGUCAAUCUAGAUCGAAGUCCACCGAUGCCGGCCCUAGACAAAAAAGCACGGACCCUGGGCCACUUGGCCUGAAUGUCGUCUACUGCCCUUCAAAUGGCCACAAGGCCGAUAUUGUCUUCGUACAUGGUCUCGGGGGAAGUAUGUUGGACUUUGCCAAGGACUUGCUGUUUGACCUCAAAUAUGCCAGGGAUGGGCAGGGUCAAGAGUUAGACAUCGGACACGUGCCUUUGAUUUUUGUCGCGCACAGCAUGGGAGGCCUCAUCGUCAAGGAGGCAUACAUGCAAGGCCAGAAUGAUCCCGAAUAUGAGUCAAUAAUCAAGGCUAUCUCCGCCAUCACCUUUCUUGCGACGCCACACCGUGGUACAAACCUCGCCAAUACCUUGAAUCGUAUAUUACAGUCAACCUUCGUCACCAACUCGAAGCAGUAUAUUUCUGAGCUAACCAGAAGUUCGUUCACGUUGCAAAAGCUCAACGAACAGUUCCGUCACAUUGCACCGAGACUGGACAUUAUUUCCUUUUACGCAACUCAGCCUACUUCACUUGGACUAAAAAGUGCCCGAGUUAUGGUAUUGGAGAAGGAUUCUUCCGUACUUGGAUACCCCGGAGAGACAUCCAAGGCAUUGAAUGCAGACCACCAUGGUGUCUGCAAAUACGACUGCCCUGAAGAUCCGAAUUACAUAACCGUCAGAAAUGCUCUCAAGUCACUCCUCAGCAAGAUCAUUUCAAGCAAUCCGACAAGUUCACGGUCCAAGGGGCUGGUAUCGAACCGAAAGCAGUCGCAUGAUUUGAAGUCAGUGCUCGCCAUAACAGAACUGCCAAGCAUAGACUACUCGUUUUUCCGGGACCAGUGGGUAGAGGGAACCGGUGAUUGGAUUCUCCAAAAUGAGACUUACCUCGAAUGGCUACACUCCCAGGACCCAUCGCCACGUCUCCUCUGGUUAACUGGCGGAGCCGCAAGUGGAAAAUCAGUCUUGUCUUCAUUUAUAAUCAACAGUCUCGUGAAGGAAGACGCCUGCUGUCAAUACUUCUUCAUACGAUUCGGUGACCGAAAAAAACGAACACUGAGCCUCAUCCUUCGUUCAAUAGCGUAUCAGAUAGCACUCAGCGUGCCUGGUUUUCUGCAAAAUGUUAUUCAACUAGCCGAGGAAGCUAUCGGUUUUGAAACUGCAGACUCGAGAACCAUAUGGGACUGCGUCAUCAAGACCGCUUUGUCCAGUACGGAAAUUCGGAAGCCAUUGUUCUGGGUCAUAGAUGGCCUUGAUGAAGCCGAUGAUCCCCGGGCCAUUCUCAAACAACUCUCCGACAUCUCUUCCUUGUCUCUACCUGUACGAAUCUUGCUUGAGUUGAACAUGCCUGGAGACGCUGGAUUCAAAGAAGAUCUCGUGCAGCGGAUCGUCGAUGGAGCGCAGAAUAAUUUCCUCUGGGUAAGACUCGCUGUUGAUAAGUUGAACAUGUGCUACACUCAACCGGAUGUUGAACGUGCGCUUCGAGAAUUGCCAGUUGGCAUGGAAGCAUUAUACGAUCGGAUGGCCUCGUCCAUUGCUCAGACACCAACCCCAACAGACAGGAAAUUGGCAUCGACUAUUUUGCAGUGUGUCACUUGUUCACUACGCAUGUUGACCGUUGCAGAACUCUCGCAGGCCUUGGAAGAGGACGUCUUGGAGGUCAUUGACCUGCAACGAACCAUUCUCGAUCUAUGCGGUGGCUUUGUCCUCGUCGAUAAUGGUGCCAACGUUGCAAUGAUUCAUCAAACCGCUCGCGAGGACUUGCUCAACAGCAGCGGUGGUCCCCGUCCCUUUCAUGUUGACCGUGAGGAAGGCCAUAAGCAGAUGUUUCUCAGCUGUAUGCGCUGUCUUAUGGCUCCCGCUCUCAGAUCAAAGAUCAUCCGGGAUCAAAUGCCAGAGUUUCUGGAGUAUGCGGCCAAUUUCUGGUCAUUUCACUUGAUAGCAGCGCCGGUUGACUGUAGCGAAACGGCUGAAGCCGUUAAGAAGUUCCUAAAAGGACACUGGGUUUUAACUUGGAUUCACAUUCUUGCGUACAGUAACCGCCUUGGCGUCCUUGUUCGAACGUCAAAACAUCUCUCUAGAUACUCCGCCGAACGGAGAGCACAUGAGGUAUCUGGAGCUCAAAUUGCUGUCCUCGUCUCGUCCGGAAGCGUUUUCCUUUACGAUUCAUCAACUUUAGACGAGACAGCAUCCAGUCCAUUCAAGCACGGAGAGCGUGUGUACAGGAUGCAACUUAACAGCACAGGCACGGUGAUUGUUACAUAUGGCUACCGUACGACAAAGGUCUGGGAGGUUUCAACGGGGAACUGCACAUUGUCGGUUGCGAAUAUCGAGACGGGACUCCGCCCCCUUGUCUUGCUCUUGAAGAAUAACAGCACUCUUCUUGUCGGGACUGAUGACAGGCGGAUACGAUCUUUGCAAUUGACCCACCCAUCUCCCGCCUGGAACCUCGUGGCCGAGCUCGAAGAGCCUGAGCUGGAAGGACACUUCUUGAAUGCCGCAAGUCAAAUAUCUCUGAAUAAAGAUGGGACCUUGAUUACUGUAGCCUAUCGUGGCCAUCCACUUUCCGCUUGGGAGACCGAUGGACCUGUACAUAUUGGUCAUUGUUGGAGGAAAGACGCAGAAUAUCCAGGUGAAGUGGUUGAAGCUGUCUGGCACCCACAUUUUCCACAGAUCUUGGGUCUUUACACUACGGGACAGAUCUUCAAAUGGGGACCCUAUGAUGGAGAACUCGACGAGCUUCCUGUGGGAGCAAAUAGGCUGACCAUCAAUCGAGAUGGGAACCUGUUUGCCACCGGUGACGUACACGGAACCGUGAAGGUCUACACUACGUCUAGCCUAUCCCUUCUCUAUCACUUGGCAUCCCAAGAUACCGUGCUUGGCUUAGCCUUCAGUCCAGACCUUCGUCGCCUUUACGAUAUCAGAGGCUAUUAUGGUAACGCCUGGGAGCCUAACGCUUUGUUGAGAUAUGCAGAACAGGCAGGCAAAGGCAGCGACAGCGACAGCGAGACAGAGAGUCUCACUCUAAGCUCCCGUGUACCUGUGAAUACGCCCAAGUGGAUCGACCCUAUCACUGUACUCGCAGUAUCGCCUACCGAACGUUUGUAUUGCUGCGGUACAGAAAAGGGAACAGUGGUUUUACACGACACAAAGCGAGGGGGUAUUACAGAGAUCCACACGUCCAAAAACCAUUUCAGCAUUGGCCAAAUGACCUGGAGUCCCGAUGGACGAUUUUUGUGCUUUUCUGACUCAAGUAGAAAGAUCUUCAUCACAUCGAUACGCCCUGGUGCCAGCAAUUCCGAUCCCGUCGUGGGGCCACAAAAGAUCUUGCCGAUGCAAAGUAGUACGAAGGGGCCGAUUCUUCAGCUACUUUUUCAAUCUGACGCCAGCCAUGUCUUGGUCCAUACAGCUUCAAUGGUUCUCACCAUUUCAAUCGCAUCUUUUUCGGUUACAAACUCGAUAAAGUUACAGACUGCUGAGUGCAAAUGGAUCAUACAUCCUCAGGAUCCGGGUCUGGUGAUAGGAUUUGCAUCAAAGACCGCUCACAUACUGGACUGGAACUUGGUUGAGCGCCAGAAUUACAAACUCGACUAUCCACUCUAUCAUAAUGGACCACCAGGCCCAGGAAUCCCAUCGGACCAGGCAUCACUUGACCGAGUCCUCGUAACUCACGACAAAAGGCAUGUGUUGGUUCAAAUUUCCCCUUUGAGUCAUAAAACGAGGGAGAAGAAAUUUCUCUAUUUUGACACGAGCUCCUUUUCCGCCGCAACGACUGUGACGUCAGACAAGGAUCAGAAGAGCGUCCCGGCGACAAUAACCCCAUCCCUUCUCCCCCAGAACGCAUCUUCCCGAAUUGCCCUGGCAAUUGCCUUCCUACCCAACAACCGCCUGAUAUUCCUCUCCCGGACGUUUCAGAUCUGCUCCUGGCAGGUUUCAACAAGUUCAGAUCCACCGGGGGUGCCUUUACCAAUAUCACGAGCUUGGAGUUCAGCGACUCUUGUCCAUCAGCAAGGUAAAAAUGAUCCUCAUAGCCUGGGUACGGAGAUUUUCGCGUUGCCAGGGGACUGGAUAAGUAGAGAAUGCCUAGUUCUCUGCAACGUAUGGGGGAAAGAGAGGAGCUUGUUGUGUCCGACGAAUGGUGAUGUUGCGAUUGUGAGGAGCUCAUCUUUGGUUUGA